This is a messenger RNA of Trematosphaeria pertusa, 1239 nucleotides long. RefSeq lists its product as uncharacterized. The record is from RefSeq and is a predicted model, not a curated record. The transcript has 6 exons. NCBI's taxonomy places the organism in Eukaryota, Fungi, Ascomycota, Dothideomycetes, Pleosporales, Trematosphaeriaceae. Gene Ontology annotation, cellular component: cell cortex; plasma membrane; cytoskeleton. Gene Ontology annotation, molecular function: protein kinase binding; GTPase activity; GTP binding. Gene Ontology annotation, biological process: actin filament organization; establishment or maintenance of cell polarity; regulation of actin cytoskeleton organization. Bases 299 to 901 code for a protein of 200 amino acids.
CAGCUGUGGCCCGCGCUGCAGGACAUCUUCCAAGCUUCGGUUCUCCCGCCUCACCUCGUCUGCGGCCAAGCGAUAAAACGCCCCUUCUCGCUGCAGAUACCGCCGCUCGCCGUCCGUAGCUGUGGAAAAUUCACCUCAGUGCGUUCGUCACCUGCUGCAACCAACGCACACAGCCGCGCCCUUACAUUGCUUUCUCGCAGAUCCCCCAGAGCUCUCCUCGUUUUCGCCGACGCCGCCUUUGCCCCCGUCCGCAAGUACUGCCUGGAGCUUGUGAGGACGCGCACAAUCGGCCCUCGCGAUGGCUGCACCCACGACCCAGUCUCUGAAGUGUGUCGUGACCGGCGACGGUGCCGUGGGCAAAACAUGUCUCCUGAUCUCGUACACGACGAACGCCUUCCCGGGCGAAUACAUCCCGACAGUCUUCGAUAACUACUCCGCAAAUGUCAUGGUCGAUGGGAAGCCCAUAAGUCUUGGCCUGUGGGAUACCGCUGGACAGGAGGAUUACGACCGACUGCGGCCGCUUUCAUAUCCCCAGACCGACGUGUUCCUAAUCUGCUUCUCCAUCGUCAGCCCCCCGUCGUUUGACAACGUCAAGGCCAAGUGGUACCCCGAGAUCGACCACCACGCGCCCGGCGUCCCUAUCAUCCUGGUCGGCACCAAGCUCGACUUGAGGGACGAUGAAGCCACUAAAGAGAGCCUUAGGCAGAAAAAGAUGGCACCCAUACAAUACGAGCAGGCCGUCAUGGUCGCCAAGGAGAUCAAGGCUCAAAAGUACUUGGAGUGCUCUGCGCUCACCCAGCGAAAUCUGAAGAGCGUUUUCGACGAGGCGAUUCGCGCUGUGCUCAGCCCGCGUCCCCAGCAGCAGCCAAAGAAGAAGGGGCCCAGGUGCGUCAUUAUGUAAAGAACGAGUGAUAAUGCGGUAGCAUGUGGAGGUGGCAGUUGGUGUAGACGAGGGGACGACGGCUUGAAUACCACUCGACGAUCUCAACGAUGGCUCCGGUCCGAAGUUGAGAAGUAAACCCUGCCAUGGCAUGGCCCGACCAAUUCCAGGCACCCUGGGUUCAUAAUGGGAUUGCGCCACGAGGGCUAGGCGCAACAAGCAUAUUUGUUUACGGGGCGGGCGGAGUAGGCUCUAUGUGAUUACAAUUUAGGCUUUACUCGGGACUUGCAUUUGGGCCCGCGGAUUCUGUGUACCUGCGUGUAGAUAGCGGAGCAUCUGUGGCUUUGGGUCUGCUCCUC